Xiphophorus hellerii (green swordtail) is the source of this 3196-nucleotide messenger RNA. RefSeq names its product microtubule associated serine/threonine kinase-like (gene mastl). The transcript is spliced from 13 exons. Gene Ontology annotation, biological process: peptidyl-serine phosphorylation; intracellular signal transduction. The record is from RefSeq and is a predicted model, not a curated record. Gene Ontology annotation, cellular component: nucleus. The coding region runs from base 132 to 2591 and encodes 819 amino acids. Gene Ontology annotation, molecular function: ATP binding; protein serine/threonine kinase activity. NCBI's taxonomy places the organism in Eukaryota, Metazoa, Chordata, Actinopteri, Cyprinodontiformes, Poeciliidae.
GUCACAGGACCCCGCGACAGGCAGGGAAUUCAAAAAUUCAAAACAAACUCCGCAAUGUUUGUUGUUCUGUCAUGGUAGUGCUUACGCUGGUCUCGCUGCCGGAUUUUAAGUGAAAUUAUUUCAUCGUUAGAAUGGAGGUAGAAGAAAAGCACGAAGUUGGUUCAAAUGUAAAAUUAAUGGAAAUACCGAGGCCUCCUUCGAUCGAUGAUUUCACCGUUUUGAAGCCCAUCAGCCGCGGCGCCUUUGGAAAGGUCUACCUCGCUCGGAAGAAGAGCAAUGCGCGCUUAUACGCUAUUAAGGUGAUGAAGAAGGCAGACAUGGUGGAUAAAAACAUGGCGAGUCAGAUGAAGGCAGAGAGAGACGCCCUAGCUCUGAGCAAAAGUCCCUUCGUUGUUCACUUGUUUUACUCCCUCCAGACUGCAGCCAAGAUCUAUCUGGUGAUGGAAUACCUCAUCGGUGGGGAUGUGAAGUCUCUACUCCAUAUUUAUGGAUAUUUUGAGGUGGACAUGGCUGUGAAGUACAUCUCUGAGGUUGCAUUGGCUUUGGACUACCUUCACCGCCACGGCAUAAUCCACAGGGACCUGAAGCCAGACAACAUUCUCAUAUCCAACGAAGGCCACAUCAAGCUGACAGACUUUGGUCUCUCAAAGGUCAAGCUAGACAGAGAGCUGAGUCUUAUGGACAUCCUCACAACUCCAUCUUUGGCGAAACCGAAAAACGACUUCUUCCGCACGCCGGGUCAAGUUCUCUCUUUGAUCAGCUCCCUGGGAUUCAACACGUCGGCAACAGAAGGGAAGCGGCACUGCAGCGCCUCGGUUGUGUCCAGCCCGAUGUCCUGCAGCAAAGUGAAGCAGAAGAACAAUUCGCUUGGUUCUCCUGUGAUGAACAACUCAGAACAGCUGUUUUCUCCAGCUGACUAUCUUUGUAAAAUGAGACCUAAAACAAGAGUUUUCAGUCCUCAUAAAGUGGCCAAAAACUUGACUCCCAAUUUGCUGAGGAGCAGAAAGCGGUUUGAGACAAUGAGCGCCGGAAGCACCACCAACACCGAGGGGGACGUCAGUCCCAUGUGGGAGUGUGAGAAAGAAAACGAGCAGGGGUCAAGAGGAUGUGGAGUUUCUGCUAAAGAUGCCCAUAAUCUGCCCAAAAAGUCCAGUUCUCCCAGCAGGAAACCUCAAGUGUCGUCCGCAGUUCGGCGCCAUCUUGAAUCAGAGCGAGAUAACUGCCAGCUAACAGUUCCCUCCUCUGUAAAGAGGACAUUUUCAGAUAUGAACCAAAGUCCAGAGCUGCUGGAGACCAGAGCCAAGAAGACAAACGCAGACUACAAGAGAUUCUUUGAGAUUCCCGAGACCGCUCAUAAUCACACUGGUCUGACUGGGACAUUCUCCACCAUCCAGGUAGGCGACUUCUUGACCACCACUACAGGAAACAUGGCGGCGGACCACCACAAUCUGAGGCGCUACAGCCCAAUCCCCGUCGCCAAAAGUCUUUUCAGUGAGCUGGAGGAGCCGGUAGAGGACGUGUUUGAAGGCGGGACAAAAGAUGCGUCCCAGUGCAGUUUCACGUCCCCGCUGCCGGGGAACGUGGACGUCUGCCGGAGCCUGAGCCUGGACUCUGACGGCUCCAUCCAUGAGACGUCUCUCAACGUGGACUGUAACGCUUCUCUCCAGCCAAUCAAACCAGCAGAAAGCAGGAACUCCGUCCAUUCACCGGAGGAGCGCGAGCAAAGCUCCGAGUCGCCUCAACGGACUUUCCCUGUUACCAUAGAAACUCCCAAACUAAAUGCGUCAGACCUGAGAGGUGAAUCCUUCCAUAGCCGAAUCCAUGACAUGUCCUGCAGCUUCUCGCAGUCUUCGUCCUUCCUGAAACCGCGGAACGUCGUGAUUUUCCGCAGCUACUGCAGCUCCAUCAACCGCACCAACACGUCCGAGGUUUCCAGGCUCAGCGUGGGCUCCGUGGAGGCCAUGGACUUGUCCGCCGCCGCUUCCUGUAACUCUGCCCGCAGCACGGCUACGCCGGUGCAGCGGAGGCGAAGCUCCAACGGUUCCAUUAACCAGACUCCUCAGCCCAUGUCGACCUCACACACCCCUUUCCGGACUCCAAAGAGCGUCCGAAGGGGCGCGCUGCCUGUUGAGGGCGCUCCAAUUUUGGGAACUCCGGAUUAUUUGGCUCCGGAGCUUCUUCUUGGAAAACCUCACGUUUCAGGAAGUGCUCUGUUCGACUGCAUGGUGGACUGGUGGGCGCUCGGCGUGUGUCUGUUCGAGUUCCUCACCGGAGUGCCGCCCUUCAACGACGAAACUCCCCAGCUGGUUUUCCAGAAUAUUCUCAACAGAGACAUCCCUUGGCCUGAAGGAGAGGAGGAACUUCCUGUAAACUCCAGGACUGCCAUUGAGAUCCUGCUCACCAUGGACAUGACGAAACGCGCCGGCUUGAAGGAACUGAAGCGCCACCGCCUGUUCGACGGCCUGGAUUGGGACAACCUGCAGAACCAGCCGAUGCCGUUCAUACCGCAGCCGGAAGACGAAACCGACACUUCGUACUUCGAGGCGAGAAACGACGCUCAGCACAUCGCCGUGUCUGCCUUCAGUCUGUAGCCUCAAAGCUUUGGUUUUAUGUCUGUUAAAUCGCACCGAUUUAAAAGUGUAGCAAAAUCAGAGUCGCAGACGGAAAUGUAAACGGUUCUGAUUGGUUCUCUGUUCACUGGUUCUUUUAAAAGAAACUUUUACACAUGUGCAAUCACUGCUGCUGUAUACUGUUGAGAGGAAAGUGUUUUAAAACUUUAUUUACUAAGAAGUCUUAAUUAAUGUUCUUUGCUAGCUAACUUUAUCGUCUGCAGGUUGUGGUGUUUAGUUUCUGUUUUCUCCUCUGCCUCUACGUUUUUCUGUGUAAAGGUCAUGACCUGCGGACCCUAAAACCGUUUAGGAGUGCAACAAUACUGAAGAAAAACCUAUUAAUAUAUUCAUAAGUAAUGUUUUAAUGUGUCAAUUUCUGUUUCCUUUGUUUUAAGAUAUAUGUGGCGUUUUGAAUUAAAACAGAAAUUUUCUCCUUUAUGUGUUUUGAUCUGUUUCUUUGUUCCCUGUACUGCUUGUUCACUGUUUAAUCUUUUUUAAAGGGACAAUGCAAAUAGAAUGUGUUUGCUACAUGAUCUGCCUUGAACAUUUUUCUAACUUUUUCAAUAAACUCUAAAUACUUUACUGUA